Messenger RNA from Desarmillaria tabescens, 801 nucleotides. RefSeq lists its product as uncharacterized. Lineage: Eukaryota; Fungi; Basidiomycota; Agaricomycetes; Agaricales; Physalacriaceae. Bases 85 to 693 code for a protein of 202 amino acids. The transcript is spliced from 3 exons. The record is from RefSeq and is a predicted model, not a curated record.
UUUUUUGUAUGACGUCGUCUCUCGGCGUACCCCAGGUAUUAUCAGAAAAUAAAUAAUCAACAAUUAACUUUUUCCUUCUCUACCAUGCAAACUCUUCGUCGACUCGCCUACUGUACACCGCGUUGUUCGCGCCAGUUUCGACAUUUCAGUGAUGGCCCGUCAUCGUCAAGCAUUCCGUGGUUCGUCGACCAAGAGGCAUCUGUGCCGAAGCCACAGUUGUCUAGUUCUGCUCCGCCCAUCCCAUCCGAUGCUCCAGAGCCCGUGAAAGAGCUCUACUCAAAGCUUGCGCCUUUGCCUCAUCUCGAUUCAUCCUUUUUGACUGUGGAGAGACCCAAAUUGCCCAUUCCGGGGCCGCCUCUUCCUUACCGGUUACCCCAAGGACGGAGGAGACGCGGAGGAACAAAUGCUGGCGAGUCUGCGUAUGAUAUGCCUUAUGGUCUUUGGAGUUGGAUUGUCAUUGCUCAGGUGAAGGAGGGAACAGAGAACAGAGGUGCAAUCGAAUCGGUUGUUCGUGUCGUAAGAAAAACAUUGCUUGAAGUUAAACCUCCGCUACCCAUACCGCCAAAUCUCAAGGGAAGAAUGCUGAACGAAUGGGCCAUGAUAGAUGCUGGUGACUUCGCUGUCCAUGUACUGAGCCAGACCGUUCGAGAACGAUACUUCUCGAACGCGGAUAAACCAUAUUACCACCUUUAAUUUAUUUCUUUUGCGGUCGCCUGACUAUCGAUGCGUCAUAUGUGCGUCAGCCCAGGCGUCAUGUUCCGCUGAGGUCCUAUAUAGAGGCCUCCGCAAGACAAUUUUGGG